Molecule: messenger RNA, 1131 nt
Organism: Cydia amplana
Lineage: Eukaryota; Metazoa; Arthropoda; Insecta; Lepidoptera; Tortricidae
Exons: 8
Coding region: 1-1131 (376 amino acids)
Source: RefSeq, a predicted model, not a curated record
AUGUAUGACGAUGAAUAUGGUAUCAAGGACCCUAUGGAAGACGAUAUGAAGGAUAAAUCCGCUAUGAAAUUGAAUGAUCUUAUAGGUAAAGAUAACUGGAUAGGUUUGAAGUUCAAGAAGCUUGCUAAAAGUAUAAAAGAUAGAAGAAAUCGUAUGAUGGAAAGGAAAAAUAAACGGAAUCUUAAAAACGCAAGAAACAAAACUCACACUAAUACCAAGAGAUCUGUUCCAGUACCUAAUGACUCCGGCAAGCGUGUGUUUGAGGAUCUGACGGCGAACUUGAAGAGAGUGUGCGAUGAAGCUGCCCAGGCUGUCCAUGAAACUACCAGUAGGGAAGUGCGAGCUGAUAAUAGCGACCAGGCCUCUUCACUGAUGCAACAGGUAGCAGGUCUCAUGUCGGAGAUGGUAGACCUACAGGUUCGAGAGAAGACGUGCAUCCAGUUACCGGAAGACCUGCGCAGUUUCCUGGCUUGGUUGACAGCGCCAAGCCCUGAAGAACACAACGACGCGGACUUCUCUGUCCAUACUUACGAUGGCGAUCCCAUGUCGAAUCUGCAAAAUCUCGACGAGCUACUAUCUUCCGACGCAAGGAGCGAGUGUCUCGGCACCAUACACGAUGUAGAAGACCUCAUAACGCAAUAUGACAGGAUGAGUGAGGAAGACAAGAGCAAAAUGGGCGGAGUGAGGGAGUAUCUAGAGCAUCAGUUGCACUAUCUACAUAUGCAGUUGUCCAACUUCAACGAGUAUGGGUCUUCAGUUAUGUACCAUGAGCAGAUCCGAAAGCGUCGGCAUCCAAAAACAUCAAACAAACAACGAAAACGAAAUUUAUACAAGUUCCUAAACUAUUACAAUAAGAAACAUACCAAACACACCGUUUUUGAUACCGCCACUGAUGAUUAUAGAAACAUAAAAGGAAAAGAAGUAGGAAAAGAAGUCAGAAAUGAAAAUGAUAACAUAAAACACCACAGAAAUGAAGGUAAAGGACUUUUUGAUAACAUUGAAAUUAAAGAUGAUAAACUUAAUGAAAACGUGGCUCUAAGAAGGAAUGUUGAGAGUGAUAUGAAGAGUUUGAAUGAUUAUUUGAGUGCUUUGGUAAAGGAUAACGAUAGUUUCGUCAAAUAUGAUACCUAA